Danaus chrysippus (African queen) is the source of this 666-nucleotide messenger RNA. The record is from the annotation of a GenBank genome assembly. NCBI's taxonomy places the organism in Eukaryota, Metazoa, Arthropoda, Insecta, Lepidoptera, Nymphalidae.
AUGGGUUGCGGUGAAUUCCUGGUCAAAUACGUGCUAUUCUUUGCGAAUCUCUUCUUUGCGCUCGCAGGUUUAGCUCUCCUUGGUCUCGGUGUGGCCGUCGAGCUCCGCAUUUCAAAUGCCGACGAAAUCCUGGACAAGUCUCCGAUAUUCCAGCUCACUCCCAUCGGAGCGAUGGUCAUUGGAUCCAUCAUAUUCCUCGUGGCCUUCUUCGGAUGCUGCGGCGCGAUUCGGGAAAGCAAUUGCAUGCUCAUUGUUUACGCCAUAUUCAUGAUAAUGCUGAUGAUCCUCAAAGUGACGCUGGCCACCUUGAUCUUCGUUAAACAAGACGAACUCCUGACUAACAUCCCUGUCUGGCUGAACGAAACCUUCACCAGGGACCAGAUCGCCUUCCAGAACAUCGAAAAAUCCUUCUCGUGUUGCGGUCCUGCCGGCGCGGCGUCCUAUGGCUUCGCUCCCUUACCAGCUACGUGCUGCCCCAACAGCCCCUGUACUCUGAUCAACGCUUACAGCGGCUGUGGAGAUAUUGUCACUGAGUUCUUUGAAACAUUCGGACUGGCCAUCGGAUCAGUGGCGAUUGUGGUCGGAGCUAUUGAGCUCGUCGCCGUCGUGUUUGCGCUCUGCCUGGCGAACCACGCUCGCAACAAAAACAGAAGAAGCCGCUAUUAA